Messenger RNA from Brettanomyces nanus, 510 nucleotides. RefSeq lists its product as uncharacterized. Gene Ontology annotation, biological process: mitochondrial respiratory chain complex IV assembly. Lineage: Eukaryota; Fungi; Ascomycota; Pichiomycetes; Pichiales; Pichiaceae. Bases 1 to 510 code for a protein of 169 amino acids. The transcript has a single exon. Gene Ontology annotation, cellular component: mitochondrion; mitochondrial inner membrane. The record is from RefSeq and is a predicted model, not a curated record.
AUGGUAUGGUGGCCUUUGAAAGGAAACUCGACAGACUCGCAACCGGAAGAUAUAGACAAGAUAGAAAAGAAGUAUCCAGUUUUUUUGGAGGAUGUGCCGCCAAAGUUUCAGGACGAACAACUAUUAGAGGCAGAGAACGCUAAGAAAAUGCACGAUGCUAAAUUACCUCCUGAGGGACAACAGUAUUCCACAGCAGGAGAAGUGAACCGAUAUUUGAAAUCAUUGUCUUGGGAUAACUUUCAAUUUAGUAAUUUGAUUCAGAUUCCGUGCUUCCGAGAUGCUGGAUUGUCUGGUUUCAGCUGUAUGUUUGUGUUUUCGACGGUGCUUUUCUUGUAUCAUCGAGAUUUGCGAAAGUCACUAAACUGGGGAUACGGAGGACUUCUUCUUGGAUCUGUGUUUGGAUGGGAGCACUGCAAUAGAAUUAGAAGAAAUGGUGAGAAAGUGGUUCAAUUGGCUCAACACAGGUACCAGGAGAACCAAAAGAAAAAGAAUGAAGGUAAGAAGAACUAG